Cetraspora pellucida is the source of this 278-nucleotide messenger RNA. Lineage: Eukaryota; Fungi; Glomeromycota; Glomeromycetes; Diversisporales; Gigasporaceae. The record is from the annotation of a GenBank genome assembly.
AUUGUAAUAGGAAUGUUGCUUGUAAUGUCACCAAAGGUGAAGGAAUUUGUAAUAGUGCUGAUGGUGAAGUAGCUUGUAAUAGUGCUGAUGGUGACGUAGCUUGUAGUGAUGCUGAAGGAAAGAUAUUUGUAAUGGGUGCUAAUGGUAAAGAUGCUUGUAAUGUUGAAUAUGAAGAAGCUUGUAAUGAUGAUAAUGAUGAAGAUUCUUGUAAUAAUUCUGAAGAUAAUGGUAUUAAAGGUGGUUCAAUUGGUGAUGCCAUCGCUUUAUUCUUUAUAUAA